This is a messenger RNA of Brenthis ino (lesser marbled fritillary), 1194 nucleotides long. The record is from the annotation of a GenBank genome assembly. NCBI's taxonomy places the organism in Eukaryota, Metazoa, Arthropoda, Insecta, Lepidoptera, Nymphalidae.
AUGACUAGUACAGUGAUGAAAGUAGAAAUUGAGACCGAGGCAUGCUCUGUUUGUGGCGGCGGUGGUGAUUUAUUCACUCCGGAGGAACACGACGCGGGCGCACCGCCAAUGCAAGUGCCGCUGAGGGCUAUGCUCUUGCACAUAAACAAUAAUAAGGUGGUCCCUGAGGGUAAAUUAUGUGUAAGUUGUAUACGUCGCGCCAUUGAAGCUUAUGAGUUUAGUACUGCUUUAAGUACUAGAUCGGUGCCUCCUUUAAGUGAAAAAAUCCGUGCAUUACGAAGAAGGCUUCAUGAACUAACACAGAAAAUUGAUGUUUUCAUAGUAGUAGGGGGACCAGGUGUAAAUUCUGGUGGAGCAUAUAGUGAAGAUGACAUAAUUAUGGUAGAAAGAGACGCCUUAGCGGCAGCUGCUGCUGCCGAUGACGAAGACUUGGAGAAAGCUAGGAAUGCAUGUGGGGAGACAGUAUAUCAGUGUUCUAUAUGCCCAAUGUCAUUUCAGCAUGCAAGUGAAUACCGGGCCCAUAUUGCGAUCCAUCCCGGCGGGGCUCGGCACUCGUGCUGGACAUGUGGAGCACAGUUUAAUAGCAAGGAUGCUUUACGAGACCACACAACAUUGCACGCCGCUGCACAAACACUGACAUGUAACUUGUGUUCUAUUACAUUUCAGAGCGGCGCGGAGAUGCGGCGGCACGAGGGCGCGUGCGCGGCGCGCUGCCCGGCGUGCGGGCUGCGCGCGGGCGGGCGCGCGGCGCUGGCGGCGCACGCGCGGCGCGAGCAUGCGCGCGCGCUGUGCGCCACCUGCUUCCUGCCGCUGCGCGACGCGGGCGAGCGCGCGGCGCACGCGCUGGCGCACCGCCAGGCCGACCGCUUCGUCUGCGGGUACGACGCCUGCAUACUCAGGUUCGCCAACAGGAGCGACCUGCUGGCGCACAUCCGCAAGUGCCACGCGGGCGCGGCGGCGGGCGCGGGCAUGGGGGAGGCGGAGCAGGGUGCGGGGGAGGCGCCGCCGACCACCGCGUGCGAUCAGUGCGGCCGCACGUUCGGUUCCGUCGCCGCCAUGAAGCGACACGCUAGAGUGCAUCGGAAGGAGCUGCCGCAGGAGGAGCCGGAGUGGGCGGCGGAGGGCGAGCUGGAGGCGCCGGGCGGCGACGUGGAGUACCUCGAGCUGGAGGCGCUGGACGACCUCGACCACCAC